AUGCCUCGAGAACUUUACCCUAUCGAUGACGUCCCCACAAAGUCAAUAGCAACAGAAGAAAUCGACUCAAUACUCAAAUCCAAGUUUUUAGAUCUCAUUUCCGCACCGCUUGGUGGUACUGUUCUUGACGUUUCUGAUGAAUGGUUCGCCCCUGCCACGAACCUGCUAUCUCCCAAGACCCCUAUUUAUAGCGAACGCCAAGUUUUCACCGGACAGUGGAUGGACGGAUGGGAAUCUCGCCGUCACAAUCGCAAGCCUUUUGAUUAUGUUAUCAUCCGUCUUGGUGUCGCUUCAGGUUCAAUUGUUGGUGUAGAAAUCGAUACAGCUUACUUUCAAGGCAACGAAGCACCUGCUAUUUCCGUAGAAGCUUGUUUUGCCACCAAUGACAGCGAGGUCGUUGGCUGGAAGGGAGAACGAGCAGGUUGGGAAACUGUGGUUGGGCGGAAAGAGUGUGGCCCAUCAAAAAGACAUGCGUGGAUGGCAGAGGCAAACACCAAACCGUACACACACGUUAGGUUGAACAUGUACCCUGACGGUGGCACAGCACGUUUCCGUCUCUACGGUGUUGCAAUUCCAAUUCUUCCAGAUGAGAAAACUGUUUGCGAUCUCGCUGCUGCUACCAAUGGCGGCAUGGUGGUAUCGUGCUCCAAUCAAGCAUUCGGAACUCUAGCGAGUAACUUGCUGCUGCCAGGCCGCGGACCAGAUAUGGCUGAUGGCUGGGAGACUGCUAGAUCUCGGACUGAAGAUCACGUAGACUGGGCGAUAGUAAAAUUAGGCAUUCCUGGAAAAGUUCAAAAGCUAGUCGUAGACACAGCACAUUUCCGGGGGAAUUAUCCUGAAAAGACUAUCGUCAUGGCGUUGAAAUAUGAGAAAGAAGGCGUACCUGAAUGUGAUGACAAAGACUGGAAGGAAGUCACUUCAAUGAAUGAGGGUGAGGCUGAUAAAGAGCAGGAAUUUGAGAGUUUGGUGCAGAACGAGACUUUUACGCAUGUCAAACUAAAUAUUUAUCCCGACGGGGGAGUCAAAAGGUUGAGAGUGUUUGGCACAAGAGCCUCACAGAAAUGA
Molecule: messenger RNA, 1065 nt
Organism: Glarea lozoyensis ATCC 20868
Lineage: Eukaryota; Fungi; Ascomycota; Leotiomycetes; Helotiales; Helotiaceae
Product: Galactose-binding protein
Exons: 2
Coding region: 1-1065 (354 amino acids)
Biological process (GO): allantoin catabolic process
Molecular function (GO): allantoicase activity
Source: RefSeq, a predicted model, not a curated record